Messenger RNA from Aplosporella prunicola CBS 121167, 465 nucleotides. RefSeq lists its product as uncharacterized. Gene Ontology annotation, cellular component: U2 snRNP; precatalytic spliceosome. The record is from RefSeq and is a predicted model, not a curated record. The transcript has 3 exons. NCBI's taxonomy places the organism in Eukaryota, Fungi, Ascomycota, Dothideomycetes, Botryosphaeriales, Aplosporellaceae. Bases 1 to 465 code for a protein of 154 amino acids. Gene Ontology annotation, biological process: mRNA splicing, via spliceosome.
AUGAGUGCCGACAAGCUCCGCACCCAGCAGCAGCUCGAGAACCUGCAAGCCCGCUACGUCGGCACCGGCCACUCGGACACGACCAAGUUCGAGUUCACCAGCAACAUCAAGCGCGACUCGUACGCCUCGUUCAUCGGCCACCCGCCCAUGCUCUCGUACAUGGCCGUGGGCGCGGGCGUCUCGCGCGAGCGCAUGCGCCUCUCCAUGAUCGACUCGAUGAUUCGACCCGUCGGCCCGCCGCCCGAGGAAGAGGAGCUGCGCCAUAAGGACAUCCAGCCCCAGUUCUUUGGCAAGAGGGCCGAGUUGGACAUGAAGGACCACUUUUCGACGCGGGGCGAGGAGGCUGUCCAAGCGGAGUUUGAGCGCGAGCAUGAGCGCCAGCUCGAGCGCAUCCUCGCGCGUAAGGCCAUCGCCGCGACCCUCGCUGAGCGCCUUCGCAAGCCUGACGCCUCCAAGUCCAAGUGA